ACAGGAAGAUCUACGAUACGCGGGGUACCAACGGUGCCGGACCAACGGUCGGGAAAUGUGGCUCCCAGUGGUAAUGGAUUUACGACUCCCCAUCCUCUGUUUGCUGAUAGUGGCAGAAAUAUCCGUAGGCUUGCGAAAUGUCCGUGUCACAGUACCUACGGCGGUGCGAAGGGGCGACUCGGCACAUCUGUUCUGUGACUACGAGCUUGAGGACAAGGAACGGCUGUAUUCGAUCAAAUGGUACAAGGGCAAGCGUGAGUUCUAUCGGUACACGCCACAGGAGAAACCAUCAAUGAAAGUAUUCACUGCUGUAGACGUGGAGCGAUCGUUAUCGAACGAGAGUAACGUUGUUAUCAAAGCACUCGAAACGAACGUUUCGGGAAAGUAUAGCUGUGAGGUGUCGGCUGAUGCUCCGUCCUUUCACACAAUGAUAGUAUCUGGCGAUAUGGAAGUCAUAGAACCACCGCCGGAAAAACCAUCAAUAACGGGGCUGCAGGGCCGGUACCGGCCGGGUGACAUCCUGCGGGGCAACUGCACCUCGAUUAAUUCUAAACCGCCUGCAAAUCUGACGUGGACGAUUAAUGACGUACCGAUAAUCCCCCAAUACUACAAACAGUAUCGACCCAUCAAGGAUACGCACACUGGGCUGGAAACAUCCAUUUUGGGCAUUAACAUUCUGGUUGCCCAUGGGCACUUUGUUAAAGGAAAACUCAAGCUGAAAUGCCAAGCGACAAUACAUCAGAUCUAUGACGAGAGUAGCGAAUGGUACGUGGAAGAGGAUCGACCACGGAUACUGGCGACGGGUUCGUCCAGCGGACACAAUCUUAAUCAAAUCUAUCAACAGUCGGUGUACGAUGGGGAGCUAACGGAUCAGAGCGAUAUGUACCUAACCGUCAAUGGAUAUAAAGCGGAUAAAUCACCAACGUCCUCAUCUUCCGCCACCAAACAGGUCGGCGCAUACGUGAAGGUGGGUUGGAUUGCGUUCUACAUCUGCACCAUCUGCACCGUACUGCUCUACUCGCUGCGAAUCGGCAUCUCCUGACUGUACAACCUGAAGGAAGUGAUUAAAAUAUAAGCUGACAGGGCGCGUGGUCGUGGACGUGGACCUGGACUGGAUGUUCAAACUGUAAGCCGCUUCCCGGCGGUACCACAUCCGCCAAAGGAAAGGAACACGCGAAAGUCUCGCUAAUUGGGACACCGAAUCAAUGUAUCCCAGCCACUAGCAGCUGCAUGCAAGCGGACGAGUAAUAAUGCCUUGUAGAAUGGAUUUCACAAAUGGAACGCACACUAUAACGUACAAUUGGCCUGGUCUGUAAUGUUAAGCUUGCGUAAAUCACUAUGUUCGCUUGCAGUGCUACCACUGAGUAGAAAUGAGUUAUGGUUGUUAGUUUGAAUGUUUUACACAAUGCGUUGUGUUAAGUUUAUAACUAGCGCUAGGCGAAUGGAUUGAGGUACUCCAAAAGCUAACACAACCUGUACAUAUGCUAGCGAUAAGUAGUUCAAUUUGGUAAGUGUACACUAGCGCUGUAAGCAAUGGAGGGUGUACAUUUUUAAGCAAGACAACCCAUUGGCCGCUGAGGAAUCACAGAAAACAGCAAACGAGGACGGAAUCAAAACAUGUAAAUGGAUGAGCGAGGUGUACAUAAAACUAAACUCAAUCAAUCGUGCAUCUUGCAGUACCAUCCAAGUAGGCAUGGAGACUAACGAGCAAGUACAUAACGUAACCCGGCACUAGCAACGGCUCGAUCGUGGUCGGGCCCAUUUUGUAUUGAUAAAUGUGGUACAACAUAGCCGUUACGGUGGAUUGUCAGGUUGCAAUUUAAACAAUAA
This is a messenger RNA of Anopheles moucheti, 1830 nucleotides long. RefSeq lists its product as uncharacterized. The record is from RefSeq and is a predicted model, not a curated record. Lineage: Eukaryota; Metazoa; Arthropoda; Insecta; Diptera; Culicidae. The transcript is spliced from 7 exons. The coding region runs from base 56 to 1042 and encodes 328 amino acids.